Mytilus californianus (California mussel) is the source of this 1729-nucleotide messenger RNA. Its product is annotated as low affinity immunoglobulin epsilon Fc receptor-like. Gene Ontology annotation, molecular function: signaling receptor activity. Bases 11 to 688 code for a protein of 225 amino acids. Lineage: Eukaryota; Metazoa; Mollusca; Bivalvia; Mytilida; Mytilidae. The transcript has 3 exons. The record is from RefSeq and is a predicted model, not a curated record.
AGAAAAAUUCAUGGUUAACAUUCCUGAACUUAAUGUUAGUCCUGUACAGGGAAGCAUCGGCAAAAGUAUAACCGCACUAGGCCUGAUAGAAUGCGCUUGUAUGUGUGACUCUGAAGAGUUCUGUGAUGCAAUUUAUUACAACCAGUCAUCAAGUCGAUGCACAACGGUUCACAAUCAGACUGAUAAUUAUUCAAUUCAAACAGAGAUAUCUGGUAUUUACUAUAGAACAAAAGAGGUUAAAACUUGUUCAUAUGAUGGCUACGAAUAUGCGUGGGAAUUAGACUUGUGUCUUAAGUUCUACAUUACCACGACAGAAAGAUUAUCUUGGUCUUACUCACGAACAAGAUGUCAAAACGAGGCUGGUGACCUAGUUGUAGUAGACAGUGAAUUCAAAGACAAGCUGUUCCUGUUAUAUCUAAAUAAAAUACACGACAUGACGUCAGUGAAACGAUGGUGGAUUGGCGGGAGUGACGUAUUAAAUGAGGGACAAUUCGAAUGGAUAUCUGGUCAGAACAUAAUGUAUACAAAUUGGGAUCCAGGACAGCCUGACAAUGCAUCAAAUGAUGGUACAACAAAUGCUGAUUGUAUGCAAUAUUUUUUUAGAACAAUCGAACAAUCUUUUGCGUGGCUUGACCUCCGUUGUGAUAGUAAUCUUUCCUCUAUUUGUGAAAGUGGGGCAUUUAUUUAAAGAAGUAUAUGGUGACGUGUGAUUAUAGCACUCCUCCGUUGAUAUGGAGCACAAGACAAUUUGAAAACUGAUAGCUAGAUUCAAAUUUCUUGUUUAAUUUUGAAUAAUUUUUAGGUUUGCCGCAUCAGAUUAAUUAUAUAAUAAAUUGACGAUUUAUCAGCUUUUUAAGAGAGUUUGAACCUCAAGACCGAAAAUAGACUACCCUUCUCUUCGUCUUUCGAUUUUGAAUACAUUUGUUUUAACCAUGCGAAACUGUGUUGUUUUUCAUCAAUACUAGUAAAGCUAUUAUUGUAAAUUUGCAAUCAUUUCAGCAACAAAAUGGUAUUAUGUUUUUUCUAACAUUGAAGUGGUUUAGCUUUCUUUGUCGGUGAAAGUUUUAAUGUUCACUCACCAAAAAUAUACGGUAUCCCCUACUUGCACUUGAUAAACAGUGAUAUUAUAAGAAAACAGCUUGAAAAUGUAAAGGCAUUUAACUGAUGAAGUAUCUUCUAAACGCCAUAAAAGGAUAUCAGCAUUUAAGAAAGGCUUGGAUUAUUCAAAUAUUCCAACCACAAUCAACUAAUAAUCUGCUGUCAGAAAAUUACAAUCUGAUUACUGUGCAUAUUCGAAAGACUUUUCCUUUAUCAAAACCAAUUUGAGAAAAUGUUAUACCCAAUUGCAGUUUGAAUUCAUAUCGACACCUGAUGAACUAGUUAAAAGUCUUAGCUUAUUUCUUAGAUAAAAAGUUAUUAGUAUGAAGCUAAUGCCGCGUAUUAAAAAUUAGUAUUCUUAUCAUACGAAUCAUGUGAUUGACAUCUGUUAUGACAAAUGCAAUUAGUCAUUGUGACUGCCUAGUUAUAAGGAAUACUAGUUACAAAAGUAUUAUUUUGAUCUUUGGACUUCCAUCCUAAUGAUAUUUUAAUAAGUAAUGUGUUCUAAACAAAAUGUCUAAGGUUAUCUUACUAUUAUCAUAUGUUCUGAAAGGAAAACGUAAAUUUGUGAAAAUGUUAUAAAUAAGUUGCCGGGUGUUCUGAUUGUUUGGUAUAUAAAGAGGAAAAUAAA